This is a messenger RNA of Anopheles bellator, 3752 nucleotides long. RefSeq names its product aminopeptidase N. Gene Ontology annotation, cellular component: cytoplasm. The transcript is spliced from 7 exons. Bases 528 to 3413 code for a protein of 961 amino acids. The record is from RefSeq and is a predicted model, not a curated record. Gene Ontology annotation, biological process: peptide catabolic process; proteolysis. NCBI's taxonomy places the organism in Eukaryota, Metazoa, Arthropoda, Insecta, Diptera, Culicidae. Gene Ontology annotation, molecular function: zinc ion binding; metalloaminopeptidase activity; peptide binding.
GGCCGGUAGGUUGCGAACGAAGAAACACGCAAUUUCUCGCAGGGCCAAAUAAGGUGAAGUGAUGGACGAUCCGGCCCGACGACAGUCCGCUCCGCGGCAAAAGCGUGUCCCCAGCGCGCGCGCGUGUGUAAAUUGAAUAAUGCCGGCAAUCACUCCGGUCUUCGGAAUUUUCCAAGCAAAGCCUGGAUGGCCGGCUUGAUUGGAUAAUGGUGUUUAACUUUUGCGCUCCUAAAUAGUUAAUAGACAGUCCGCACCACGGUCCGCACAUUCUUCGGACCUGUCGGGGCCCGCCCGGAGAAAGGCUCCAUUUUCAGUUUCCCCGUUGAUCUUAGCUUGGAUAGACGCAACGGCGCUGACGGUGAGGCGCAUUGCAAAAACAGGUGACCCCAGUACGCUGUAGUGGUUCGAAAGGUUCGUCCAAAAGUUGCCACAACACAAACCGCAUCCCAUACGUGCCGUUCCGGCCUAUCAGCUCAGCCACUCAGCCAGCACCGGCCGCUGAGGCCUAGUUCCGGCAGUGACCUAGGAUGGGAAAACUUUUCGCUUCACUGCUGGUUGGCGUCGUCGGCGUAAUCGCACUACUACCGUGCGGUUACGGGUGGCGCGAGUAUCGAAUACGCCGCAGCAUUGACCUGUCGGCGGCCAAUCCGCUCAUCUCGGACGCCCGGCUACCCACCGACCUGGUGCCUGUCAACUACUCGCUGUACCUACACCCCGUGCUCGAACGGGCCACGUUUUCGGGCGCCGUGAACAUCACGAUCGUGUGCACCAAGGCAACGAAUCAGCUUACGCUGCACGCCCACCACGAUCUGCGCGUGGACGAGGUGAACCUCCGGGUGCGGCAGUGUGAAACCGACACCGAGCCGCGUAUACGGCGCAUCGAUCGUGUCCCCAAGAAGCCCCUGCUGGUGGUGUACUUCCACGACGACCUGACGGUCGGGGCAAGCUACGAGGUGCGCAUCGCCUUUGACGGCAGCAUCUGGGAGAACGUGGAAGGUAUCUUCGAGGGAAAGUACAAACAACAAGCGGGGCAACCGUUCAGCCAGGACCCGGCAGCGGACGACCAGCCAAUGGGUGGAGCCGGUGCCGACCUGGUGGCCGACGAGCACAAGUACAUCGGGACGUACCUACGGCCUCAUCACGCGCGCCGCCUAUUUCCCUGCUUCGAUGAGCCCGCGCACAAGACACCGUUCCAGGUGUCGAUCGUGCGCCCCCGAACCCACCACGUGCUGUUUAAUACCGAGCUCGAGCGCUCGGAACCACUGGCCACGAACUCCACGCUCAUGGUGGACCAGUUCAAGCUUACCCCACCGAUGUCCACGUUCACGUUCGGGUUUCUGAUGUCGGACCUGCUGGAGGUGCCACCGCAAGCGGCCGGCUCCGAAGCGGACGAUGAGACGAGCUGCGGUCCGAAGAAGCUGCGCAUCUGGGCCCGCCGAGACUUCCGGGACAGCUUGGUGCAGCUGCGGAAGCGCGUCAAGCUAACGCUAGCGAAGCUGGAAUCGUACUGGGGCGUGGAGUUACCGCUGGAAAAGCUCGACAUCGUGGCGCUACCCGGUUUCACCCACGUCAAACCGGCCGACAACUGGGGGCUGAUCAUAUUCAAGGAAAGUGAACUACAGCAAGGAUACUACGGCCUGGCACAGGAGCUUGUCUACCAGUGGCUCGGUUCGUGGAUCACUCCGCACUGGUGGAGCGAUGCACACGUGAACAAGGCGAUAGCGGGCUUCCUGUCGGCGGACACUGCCAUCAAGAUCGACGGUGGGGCGGAGUUUGAGGGCAAAUGGCCCAUGACGAUCCUGUACUCGAUCUACUACGAGUUCAGCAAGCGCUACCCCCACUCACGCAUCACGGCGAUGAAGCAGGAAACGACCUGCAGCAAGACGGAGCUCGUGCUCCGAAUGCUCAACUACACGCUCGGGGAGGACACGUUCCGCCGCGGGCUACAGAAGUUUAUCCGCAACCGGAAGUACCGCACGUUCUACGGCGACGACGUGUGGGAGGCGCUCACCAAGCAGGCCCACCUGGACCGACGGCUGUGCGAGUCGGCCACCGUCAACGAGCUGGUCGACUCGUGGAUCACCAAGGACCGCAUACCGAUGGUGAAGGUGGUGCGGGACUACGAAAAAGGUACCGCUGCCGUCACGCAGCGAUUGUAUCUGCGCGAGCGCCCACACGACGUACCGGAGCAGGACAAAAUGCUGUGGUGGAUCCCGUUAGUGGUGGUCACGCAGGAUACGCUCGAUUUCAGCAACACCAGCGCCACCAAGUGGAUGAAGCAGACGCGCGAGGUCGAACUCGAAGGGCUACCUACGGGCGAUCGGUUCAUUAUCGUCAAUCCGGAAGAGAUCGGUCCGUUUCCGGUGAACUACGAUCAGCGCAACUGGAACCUGCUGGCGAGCUACCUGCAGACGGAUGAAGGGCGGCGACGGAUUCCCGUCUACACCAAGGCCAAGCUGCUGCACGAUGCGUGGAAUCUGGCGUACGCCGGGGACCUCAACUUUGCCACCGCCUUCAACAUGACCCUGUUUAUGAUGUACGAGCGUAACCAUCUGGUGUGGAACCCGGUGUUCACGCUGAUUGACCACAUCGGGCGCCACAUCGACAUGUCGGCGGUGCACAAAAAGUUCGAAACGUACGUGCGAACGCUGCUGACGCCACUGUACGAGGAGCUGGUUGGCAGCCAGUCGGACGAGGAGGAAAUGUGGAAGGUGAACCUGCGGUCACUGGCGAAGAACUUCCUGUGCCGCGCCGGCUACAAACCGUGCAUCGAGGAGGCGCAACGUGCGUUCCGCAAGUGGAUGGACAGUGCGGAACCGGACAUCGGCAACCCUGUCGCGAACCAGUACAUUUGUCCCGUGUUCAAGUGGGGCACCCGCGAAGAAUGGGAGUUUGGUCUGCAGCGUGUCAUCAACUUCCCCGAGUCGCGGCUGAAAAGUGAGCGCACGUACCUGCUCAAAACGCUGGCUGGCUGCCCGAGUCAGGCGUCCAAAAUCGAUCGGCUGCUCACCAUCACCGUGCUGGAGGACAAUGGCAACUUUACCGAUAACGAUGUCAGUCUGAUCUUCAAGAUGUUAUCCGGUGGCUCCACCGGCUAUACGACGCUGUUCAAUUUCCUCAAAACCAACUGGGACACAAUCAAACUGCGCUUCAAAGAUCGGGAAUCGCUCUGGGAUAACAUGAUCAACUCGGCGACCGGCCUGUUCACUACGCAAGAGGGCUACGAUAUGGUCUCGCGGCUCUACCUGCAGCACCAGGGUGAGUUCGAUACGGCUGAGCACAUUAUCGAGAAGUCGCUGAAAAACAUCAAGGAGGAGACGAAGUGGAGUGACGAGAACCUGCCCGUCAUCGAGAAGUGGCUCGACACCUUUAUGGCCAAUAACAGUGCAGCGAGCCAGAAAUUUUUCGGCUGACGUAGCCAACUUGUAAGGGUUUUGAGAAGAAGAAAAAAAACGUUCUCAAACUAUAUCGUACCACGCGGUACCAUGAAUUAGUAGCGCUCAAUCUAAGUAACGUGUCUGGGGCGAGCUAGCGAGCUUCGGGCUGAUAACGAGUGUGGGACGGGUUCCUCGAUCCAUUCUGAUGGUGCUACAGGAUCUUGUUCUCGUUCAGAGGCUUUGUUUGAAGUUUUCCGGAACCAAGUAGUCCGGAGUAGAAAGGAAAACCCCGUAACGGUUAUGCUAGGCACACAGGAGGAUCACCGGAGGAGGUCACAUCGAACAUCAUAAAAUAAAUCGAAUAAGACGCAGGCU